AAAAUGAAGAAUAUAUUGUUACUGUUAGCAGUAACGAGUUGCGGUUACGGGCAACUGGAUCCUUAUAAUCAGAACUUCCCGCCGCAACAAUUUCCAUCUGACAAUACGCAGAACGGCACAUAUCGUUCUAAUCCUCAAAUACCGUACGGCAGUUUCCCAGUCAACCAAGAUUACCAACAGUCACAAAGUACGUUUUAUAACGAAGGUUUCGACUCGGACCCCUAUCGCGAUGGUGACAAUGAAGUGGACCCGCAGAACACCGCUAGUUACUACGCAGGUUUAGACUACGAAGAGAGGUACAAAUGUCCUCCCAAUUGGAUUCGAUUUAGAGAAUCUUGUUACCGCUUUACUAAGUCGCCCAACCGGCCGCGGAACGACGCCCGGAAGAUCUGCCAAGCAUACGAAUCAGACUUAGUAGCAGUGAAUACUCCUGAGGAACAUGGAUUUAUCAUUACUACUCUAAUGAAAAUAGAUCCUCAAAAGGGUUCCUGGUAUGUUGGAGCACAUCAACAGUCACCGGGAUACUGGUCUAACGAUUUAGAUGGUUCGCAGCUGUCAGGUCUUGAAAAUGCUUUUUUCGAAGAUGUCACAUCCAUUUACAACAGCUACAAUUUGCUGCCCCGGGAUUACUUAGUAUACAAAUUUUCACAACAUGAUGGCCGUUGGGGUCUAUCUGCUGUAGAAGGUACUCAAUAUUAUCAUUUUAUUUGUGAAGGCCAGCCUCAAAGGUUAAAGUUUCUAAUGGAGGAUACUAGAUCUUUUACCUAUGGCUUAGAUGUUUAUGAUCCAGAGAGAAUUCCGAGGGGACCUUAUUUUACAAAAGAGCCAGUUGACACAAUAUAUGACCCUCUCCGCAGCAAUUUUGUGCAGCUGACGUGUGUUGCUGGAGGAUAUCCCACACCUGUGUAUAAGUGGUUCAGGGAAGACUACCAAGUUGACAGCCCUGUAUUCACUGAAAUCAACCCCCUGGAUGAUACUAGAUUUAUUGUAAGUGGUGGAACUUUGAUGAUUUAUUAUCCAGAUGCGGAUAAAGAUAAUGCAAAAUAUCAUUGCACUGCUUCAAACAAAUAUGGUGUCAUCCGCUCUGAAUCAGUCCGACUUUCGUUUGGAUUUAUUAGAGAGUUUAAUCAGAAAAGACCUAUGGAGAGUGGCAAACAAUACUGGGGUAAAGUCAUGUACUGUGAUCCUCCAUCUUACUAUCCAUCUGUGAAUUUCUUAUGGGCUCGUAAUUAUUUCCCAAACCUUGUAGAAGAGGACAAGAGAGUGUUUGUGUCUUCAGAUGGUGGAGUAUACUUUUCUGCCCUCGAAUCGAUUGAUAACGGCAAUUAUAGUUGUAAUGUCAUGAGCAAAGUUUCAGACAUGGGUCGCAAUGGGCCAUUUUUUUCACUGUCUGUGUUUCCCCAUUCUGAUUAUCAGCAGCUUAAAUUCCCCAACAAUUUUCCUAAGCUUUUUCCGGAUGCUCCAGUUGUCGGUCAAGAAGUUAGGUUAGAGUGUGUUUCAUUUGGAUAUCCAGUGCCUUCAUAUAAUUGGACUAGGAAGAAUAGUCCUAUGCCAAGGCGAGCAAGACUAAGUAAUUACGAUCGCGUUUUGACUAUUUCCAAUGUUGGCGUUGAGGAUGAGGGAGAGUACAUUUGUGACGUUAGCAACGACCGGGCGCGUAUAUCUAACAGCGUGUUUUUAAAAGUACAAGCAGAACCUAACUUUACUAUACCAUUAGCUGACAAGCAUGUUGACAACAAGGGUGAGCUCCAUUGGAAUUGUGAAGCUUUUGGUAUCCCAGAUGUCAAUUACACUUGGUGGAAAAAUGGCAAUAAACUUUCUAUGGAAACUUUGGACUUAGAAGACAGGGACCGAUAUAUAAUUCAGGAUAAUGUGUUAACUAUAAAGCACUUAGAUCCUGCAAGGGACCCUGGAAUGUACCAGUGUGAAGCAAAGAAUCAGUUGAAAGCGAGAUAUUCCACAGGACAGCUGAGAGUAUUAUCAUUGAAACCAUCAUUUAAGAAGAGACCCCUUGAAUUAGAAACAUAUGGCUCAGAAGGAGGAAAUGUAACUUUGAGAUGUAAUCCAGAAGCGGCACCCCGACCCUCAUUUACAUGGAAGAAAGAUGGAAAUGUAAUAGGUGCUGGUGGAAAACGAUUCAUCACUGAGAAUGGGAAUCUGAUCAUCAGACAAAUUUCCAGAGAUGAUGAAGGAAUAUACACUUGUGUAGCCAAGAACCAGUACGGGUCUGAUGAGAGUAGAGGAAGACUGAUAGUAUUACGCGCUCCCCGAUUCCUCGUGCGUCUACCUCCGCGCGUAACAACGCAAGUUGGCCAAGUCAUCUUUUUACAUUGUAGCGCUGAAGUUGAUACACUCUUAGACACCGCUUACCUCUGGAAUCACAACGGCAUACGCAUGAAGGAAGCAGCCGAUCUUUAUGCUGACAAAAGAAUUAAAAUUGACGGCGGAGAACUGACCAUUUAUAAUGUCAGUCUUUCCGAUGUCGGCGAUUACGAGUGCAUUGUCAAAGCAGCUAUCGGCCGCAUAUCCAGCCACACACAACUGCGAAUCGAGGGUCCGCCGGGUCCUCCGGGCGGACUGCAAAUUUUGAACGUUUUGAAAAACACUGUGACCCUCGAAUGGACAGACAGUAAUUCUAACGGGCGACCGAUCACUGGCUACGCGAUUACCGGCCGAACCAAUUGGAACUCUACAUGGAAUACCAUUGCGGAAAAUAUCGCCAACGUGAUGGAGGUAGAUCGUUACAACGGGCGCAAGCGAGCGGUCGUCCCCGUCACCCUGCAUCCGUGGUCGGUUUACGAAUUCAGAGUUCAAGCUAUAAACUUCCUCGGAAUCGGCAAACCUUCAGCACCGAGCCCACAAUUUUCAACGUUAGCUGACAAACCUUAUCAAGCACCUGCGAACGUCGGUGGAGGUGGAGGCAAAAUUGGUGAUCUUACAAUCGCCUGGACUCCUCUGCCGAAGCAUUUGCAGAAUGGACCAGGAAUACAUUAUAAAAUAUUCUGGCGUAGAAACGGAUCCGAAGUGGAAUUCCAGUCCCUCUUGCUAAAGGAAUAUGGGAAUGUUGGCAGUCAUGUCGUGCGUAUAGUGCAUCAGUAUUUCUAUACACCGUACGAUGUUAAAGUACAAGCUUUUAACGACUUGGGCGCGGGUCCUGAGAGCGAAAUAGUUACUAUAUACUCUGCCGAAGACAUGCCUCAGGUCGCUCCGCAGUUGGUAUCGGCACUUUCGUACAACUCUACGUCACUCAACGUGACUUGGAGCCCGAUAGACCAGUCCCGUGAGAGGCUCCGUGGCAAGCUCAUCGGCCACCGUCUGAAGUAUUGGAAGCAGUCCAACAAGGAGGAGGAGUGUAUCUACUAUUUGUCCAGAACUACGCGCGCCUGGGCCCUCAUUGUCGGGUUGCAGCCUGAUACAUAUUACUUCGUGAAGGUAAUGGCAUUUAACUCAGCGGGCGAGGGUCCGGAGAGCGAGCGCUACCUGGAGCGCACGUACCGCAAGGCGCCGCAGAAGCCCCCGGCCUCCGUUAACGUGUGGGCCGUCAACCCGAGCACGGUGCGCGUCGUGUGGCGCUACGUGCAACCCACCGAUGAGGAGGAACCGCUUAUUGGCUACAAGGUGCGAGUAUGGGAAACCGACCAAGACAUGAGCACAGCGAACGACACCAUUAUACCCGUGGAGCACAAACUCGAAGCAUACGUCAACAACCUCAUACCUGGCAAGACCUACAACCUCCGAGUUCUGGCCUAUUCCAAUGGAGGUGACGGCCGUAUGUCUUCUCCUCCCAUAACUUUCCAAAUGGGUGAUUACCACAGCGACUCUCUUGGGUACUACGUAAGGGGCAACUCUGCCCACAAAGAAAGCUUAGCUUUAGGAUCUCUUGUCUCACUAUUUCUAGGUCUCUCGGCCUUAAGAUGGCUGCUAUCGUGAUGUUUAUUCUGUCCUUAUUUUGCGUAGAUGUAGUAACUAAGGUCUGAUUAUGAUAUUAUUGCAAUAGACUUAUACCUAUAUUUUUACAUUAAAGUUUUAGGCUAUAUUUUUGGACUGAAAGACAGAAAUUGAUAAAUAGUUCUUUAUUUGCACAACUUGCAAGGUUGUGAAUUAUCCCGCCCAUUUUACUCGACAUUUUAUAUAUUUUUUCAAUUUUUAUAAUUUACUCUUUUACUGCUUUCUUAGCUUUAAAUAAUUAAGUCUCUCAUGCACUAUACUUUCUAUAAGUUAUCUAGAAUAACUUACUAUUUUAACUAACAUUCCAAGUCGAUUUUCUAUUGACAAUAAGCCAGCCAGGAUAAAAUCUCAUUACCUAAUGAUCUAAGACUAAUGAUAUUAUAUUAUGGAAGUCCAUAUCACAAUUUUGAUUUAGAUGUAAGAGAUGUAUGUAAAUAUUUCGCAAUGUGUUGUUUAUACAUUUGUUUAAAAUGAAAUGCAUUUUCGCUGCUACGACGUAGACUAUCAAGUUUUUAAAUUAUUAUUUUUUACUUCUACAAUCCGAGCCAUUUUCUUCGUUUAGGAUAUAAGCUAUUUUCAGUUCAGUUACACGCAUAAUGACAAUAUUUUCGCGUAAUGUCACAUAAAAGUAGACGGCCGAAUGCUCGUCAAUGACCCAGUACCUACAUGUUAUUUUUAAACUUUCAUGUUAUUAACAAUAGACACCUCUAUUGGUGUCAUCUAUUGGGUAUCAUCUAUUGGGGAUUAGUAUGUCCGUGGGACGUUUACCUUACGCUAAACAACACCUGUCUACGAAAUGCAGCUUAGUGGCCCGUGCGUGUAUCGUGCCGCGUGGUCAAAAUCAAAAUAUAUCAUUAUGCGUCUAAUUGCCUUUUUUAUAAUAAUUAUGGUAUGUAUAGUACAAACUACAAAGUGAUGAAGCGAAGCUUAUUUGUUAUGUACAGUCAGCAUCAAAUGAGUGAUUAAAUAUAAUUGCAGCACAUAGUUAUAAUGCUUAUUUCUUUGAUGAUAUUGAUAUGUAAUGGUGUCUUGAAAUAUUUUUGGCUACUUUGGCAGUCACUUAAUUUGACGCUGACUGUAUCAGGAAUAGGGAGAUUUUUGCUAUCAAGAAAGAAAAAUACAAUUUUUUCAUAUUGCUAUAACAAAACUAAAUAUUCGCAACUUCUUGCUGGAAAAGUCACCCCAGUGAAACUGCUUUUUUCAACUUGAAAUAUAAAUAAAAAAUGAAAUUAAAAAUUGCCUUAAACAUGUUGAAAUCUUUGUACGUAAUGUUUAAAAUUAAAAGUUUCGUGAAAUAAAUGUUUUUAUACUUGAAA
This is a messenger RNA of Cydia splendana, 5264 nucleotides long. RefSeq names its product contactin (gene Cont). The transcript is spliced from 3 exons. The record is from RefSeq and is a predicted model, not a curated record. Bases 4 to 3930 code for a protein of 1308 amino acids. Gene Ontology annotation, cellular component: plasma membrane; axon. Gene Ontology annotation, molecular function: protein binding. NCBI's taxonomy places the organism in Eukaryota, Metazoa, Arthropoda, Insecta, Lepidoptera, Tortricidae. Gene Ontology annotation, biological process: axon guidance; cell-cell adhesion.